GGAGGAAUGAGAUGCAACAGAAGGAGCAAAGGCACAGACGAGGCUAUACCGACGCAACUUUCCCACAAAACCAACACUGUUAAAGAUGCUCUCCACGCGCAUUCACUGCGCUCUUGCGCUCGUGUCCUUCGCGCUCGCCAUCAGCAGCAUCUCUGCGGCACCGACAGAUGCCAAACUCCGCCAACUUCUACAAAGAUCUCUCCUCAACCCGGCCGGAAAACAGGAACUCGCCAGAUACACGCUCGCAGACUUGCUCUCGGAGCUCGUGCAAGCAGAAAACGAAGCUCUCGAACCGGAGGAUCUCUCUCGUGCUGUGGAGAAAGAUGAAGUGCGCCUUGAGCUGGAGCGCGCCGCGGGUCCCAUGCUCGCACCACGCGAGCGCAAAGCCGGAUGCAAGAAUUUCUUCUGGAAAACUUUCACGUCGUGUUAAUUACGCACCGCAAGCGUUUGGUUUUGAGUGCUUAUUUUUUUACUCAUUCACCUUUCUUUUCUUCUUUAAUUCCUUAUCACAUUCAAACUGUAUAUAAAAAAUAAAAGCUGUUAUAUUUGUCGUCUAACAACGAUCAUAGCUCUCAUUUUUUCUUUUGAUGUGUCCAAAGAAAGAUCGAGUGUUGUACGAAUGUGGGCAAAUCUGCUUUUAACUGUACUGUACGUAUCACUAUUUUUAAUUGUUUGUUUGAAUAAAAUCUAUGUUUCGGAA
Misgurnus anguillicaudatus (oriental weatherfish) is the source of this 700-nucleotide messenger RNA. RefSeq names its product somatostatin 1, tandem duplicate 1 (gene sst1.1). Gene Ontology annotation, cellular component: extracellular region. Gene Ontology annotation, biological process: regulation of cell migration. NCBI's taxonomy places the organism in Eukaryota, Metazoa, Chordata, Actinopteri, Cypriniformes, Cobitidae. The record is from RefSeq and is a predicted model, not a curated record. Gene Ontology annotation, molecular function: hormone activity.